GGGGUGGCGAGCCAUUCGAAACAAUUGUUACUUUCAAUAAAAAUCUGAUACCGUUUUAUUUAUUGUUGCAUAUCGCAUAUGUUGAGAAUCACUUGAAGUUAAGUUUACAAGUACAAAUCGCUAUUGUUCUUCUGGUAAACUCUUUCUGAUUGGUCAAGACUAAGGACUUGACAUUGGAUAAGUCCCCGAUGCUCUUCACGAUAUAUGAAGCAACUUGAAGAAGUCCGUCACAAGGAGCAUGUAAAACAGAGGAGCAGAUACAUUAAUAAGGCUCCAGUAAAGAUUGCCGAAAAUUAAAUAGCUCCAUCAAGAUCUUGGUAAAGGACACAUUCCGCAGUGCUGGAGGUGCCUAUGAGCAUGGCACUACAACGUGCCUUCACGAGAUUAGUUAUUUUUGUAUAUAUUGUUACAGUAUGUUUUGCUAAACCAAGAUCUGAAAAUGUUGAUUUCGAGCAUAGACAACAUCGUCGUCAUAAGAGGGACGUUCAAGAAAUAAUAAGGGGACCAGAUCAAGGACCUCAAACUGGAUGUUUAGAUCCCCAGUCUCCCUCUAAUGGAAGAGUUCAAUGCGAAGACGACGGGUGGGAUCUAAUCUGUACAGGGACCUGUCUCAGUGGUUGGUCUUUCCCAACGAGGGAAGACUCGAUCCAGUUGAUCUGUGAUCACUAUGACGGGAGCUGGCAGAAUGAUGCCAAUUCGUAUCCUGCUUGUGUUCCACACUGUUCGCUACCAUGUCAUAAUGGAGGUCGAUGCGUGGCACCUAACACUUGCACAUGUCCAAAAAACUUUAGGGGCAAUACAUGUGAAUUCCCCAUCGAUGCAUGUAGCAUAACUGACCCUCCUGCAAACGCUAAUGUAUCCUGCACACAUGACAACACCAUGACCAGGUGUUAUGUCUCAUGUCAGAAAGGCUACCGCUUUGAGACGCCCCCUGCAGAUGAAUAUAGUUGUGAUAUAGAUGGGGACUGGUCCCCAACCUCAAACAUGCCAGAUUGCGUCCCUGAGGUCACUAUCAUUCCUGGAACCAAUGUCAUUCCAACAUUUGUGCCUGUCACAGAAGCCCCUCCACCGCCUUUCGAAGAGCCAUACUGCGCGACAUGGGGCCAAAGUCAUUACAAAACAUUUGACAGUCGAUAUUAUGAAUUUAGCAGUCAAUGUACAUAUGUUCUAGCAAGAGACUGCGGAUUAAACACAUUUGAUAUUCAUGUUGUUAAUGACAAAUCAUGCACGGCUAAUGAUAAAUGCAGUCGAGCAAUUAAGAUGUACGUUGGUGAAUCAGUGCUGGCACUGUUUAGAGCAGAGAAUGGCCCAGUUGUGACAUGGAACGGCGAUGCCGUCUCAAUACCAAGUUCAGUUGCUGGUAUAAUUGUUGAACAAAUUGCAGAUUAUAUUUAUGUAAGGACAUCAUUGGGAAUAAAACUACGAUGGGACAGUUGGGAAGGUAUUUAUGUGGAGCCUAAUGAUGAUAUGAUUGGGAAAAUGUGCGGACUCUGUGGUACUUACGAUGGCGACAGAAGCAAUGAUUUCACCUCAAUUGACGGUAAUGAGAUGAGACUGGCAGAUGGCUUCGCAGAAAGCUGGAAGAUGGAAAACUUCGACGAUUCUUGUCGAGAUGUUGUCCAUCCUGAUUUAUGCGACCCUUCAACCCAAAGCGGUUCAAUGAGACUGCGAGAUGCCCAGUCCCGAUGCCGUUUCCUUCUUGAGCCUCAAUUCACAGCUUGUUCAGAGAAAUUGGACCCAACACCAUACAUCUCUGCUUGCGAGAAGGACUACUGUAGUUGCAAUUCUACUGAAAGGAGCGACUGCCCUUGCAACAGCUUUUCUGAAUAUUUCAGAGCAUGCGCACGCAUUGGUAUCAAGAAAGUUCCAAACUGGAGAUCAGGCCAAACAUGCCCAAUUAAAUGUCCAUUCGGGCAAAACUACGACCAAUGUGGUACAUCAUGUCCUAAAACGUGUGCCAACACGCUAGAUGCUUGUAUAGGGGAACACUGUGUAGAUGGCUGUCAGUGUCCAGCAGGACAUGUUGUCUAUGGAGACACUUGUCUGAAGCCAAAUGAAUGUCCUUGUGUUUACCAAAGGAAGGAGUUUAGUAGUGGUAGCAUCAUUGCUCAAGAUUGCAACACUUGUAAAUGCAAAUCCGGUAAAUGGGAGUGCACGAAGCUUGUAUGCACUGCAAUGUGUUCAACAAGUGGCGAUCCACAUAUCAAAACAUUCGAUGGCAAACGCUACAAUUUCAUGGGCACCUGCUCCUACUACCUAUUGUUCGAUGAACAAUACAAGAUUAUUGCUGAAUACGGCAAGUGUGGCAGUUUGGAGUCUACCUGUACAAAAUCUGUUGUCAUCAAGGUCGGAAGUAUCACCGUUCAGCUGAAGACUCAUAAAGCGGUCCUCAUCAAUGGCGUAGAAAUCGCUGAGAGACCACAGAGGUUACCGGGGAUAAGGAUACAAGAGGCGACGUCCAUAUUUACACUGGUUCAACUAGACAAUGGGAUAAGAAUUCACUGGGACAGUCAGUCAAGAGCUUACAUCUAUGCUCCUCCGGAAUUCAAAGAUAAGACACUUGGUUUAUGUGGUACAUUUAAUGGCAACCAAAAAGAUGACUUCACAACAAGAGAGGGUGAUAUUGAGUUCAAUUCAGUUGACUUUGGAAACAAAUGGAAGGUUGAGUACUUGUGUAAUAAUGUCGUUGACCCCGUAGCCGACCCAUGUGAGAUCUACACCCAACGAAAACCAGUCGCAAUCACAGAAUGUGCUAAACUGAAAAGCGAACUAUUUGCUGAUUGCCACGAUGUUGUCGCUGUUGAUACAUUUUACCAAAAUUGUAUGUAUGAUGUGUGUGAAUGCACUGGCUCUCUGGCUGACUGCCUUUGUCCCACCCUUGGUACAUACGCCGAUGAAUGUGCCAAGAUGGGAGUUCCAAUGCAAUGGAGACAAUUCGUUACACCAUGUGCCGUAAGUUGUACAGGAGGACAGACAUACCAGGCGUGUGCGAGCCCAUGUGGCCGCACGUGUAGAGAUAUCAACAUAAACCCAGCCUGUGUCGAGGUAUGCGUUGAAGGUUGCAACUGCCCAGCUGGAAAAACUCUCAGUGAGAACAACGAGUGUAUUCCCGUUGAUGAAUGUCCGUGUAUUUUUGAUGAGAGGGAAUAUGAGAGCGGAUUUAUUACAAUCAGAGGAGAGGAAGUCUGCCAAUGUAUUGGUGCACAGUGGAAGUGCGUACCAAAGACAGACCAACACGACCCGGAAAAGAUUCCACCAAUCUGCCCGGAGCACAUGGUUUAUUCGGAUUGUGUGCCAAAUUGUCCAAAGACUUGCUCCAGCAUCCAGUCUGACGAUUGUGACCAGGUACACUGCCAAGCAGGCUGCCAAUGCGCGGAUGGUUACGUCAUGGAUGACUCGAGUCGUGUCUGUGUCAAAGAAGAGGAGUGUCCAUGUAUGCAUGGUGGAAAGAGCUUCAGAGAGGGUGAUACCAUUACAAUGGAUUGCAACCUCUGCACCUGCCUUAACAGACGUUGGACCUGCGAGACAAAGCCAUGUCCGGGAAUAUGCACCAACUGGGGAUCUUCCCAUCAUAUCACAUUUGAUGGGAGCGAGUUUCAGUUUGCCGGCACCUGUGAAUAUGUGAUGGUAGCUUCAGCCGCAUCGAACAAUUACAAGUUUAUUGUAACGACUGAGAAUGUGGCCUGUGGUACCAGUGGCGUCACGUGCACAAAGUCUGUCAAAUUCAGCCUUGGCACCCCAGGAACCAGCAGUUACGUUGAAAUGCAGCUCAUAAGAGACCGAAAUAUUGUCGUGCCUAGCAACGCACCAUUUAGCGUCCAAGAAGUCGGUCUAUAUGUGUUUGUGGUAACGGACAUUGGCGUGACCCUCAUGUGGGAUAAAGGAACACGGCUCUACAUAAGACUCGAUAGCAGACAUUCCGGAAAGGUUGAGGGUCUUUGUGGCGACUAUAAUGGUGACGAGUCAAAUGACUUUACUCCUCCAAACGGCGGCAUGCCUCUGACGAAACCAGAGGACUUUGGUGAAAGUUGGAAGGUGCACAGUUAUUGUGAAAAAGCUACUUCCGUCCCCGGAGCCUGUGAGCAUUCACCGUACAGAAAACCAUGGGCCCAGAAAGAGUGCGGUAUUAUCGCCGGUGAUCUUUUCGCUGAAUGCCACGGAGAAGUACCAUACCAAUCCUAUUUGGAAAGAUGUAUUUAUGACACAUGUGCCUGUGAUAUGGGAGGGGACUGCGAAUGUCUUUGUACCGCCAUAGCUGCAUACGCUCAAGAAUGUACACUGAAGGGAGUUGAAGUUCGCUGGAGGUCACAAGAACUAUGUCCUAUGCAAUGUGAAGACUGUAUGGAAUACCAACCAUGUGUGAGUCUUUGUCCACCUCGAACCUGUGAAAACAGAAAUGAAUACGACUCCAUUUUGAGCACGUGUGAUGACAUCAUGUGUGUAGAGGGGUGCGAUUAUACACCUUGCCCCCCAGGCCAAAUAUUCCUGAACAAUACUCAUCCACCCAAGUGUAUCCCCGAGGUUAUCUGCAGAUCAACUUGUAUUGUCAAUGGUAAAGAAUACGUUGAGGGUCAGCCUAUUACCGAUCCAGCCGUCUGUGACCCAUGCCAAGUAUGCUUUUGCGAAGGUGGCUACGUCAAGAAAACUGGAACACCAUGCUCUACAGUCAGUAGACCUAUUACAACUGGUCCAACCGGCGUAACCAUUACACCUACUGGUAUAACCAGACCAAGCACCGGACUGACGGUUACCAUCACCGAACGUCCACCAACUGGCUCCCCAACUGUCGGCACCGGGACCACAACUGUCGGCACAGGCCCAACUACUCCACCCCCAAGUGCAACAACGCCAAAAGUGGGAGUUACCACAACACCAACGACUGUUACUACAUUCGAGCCGGUCUGUUUGGAAGAUGGAUGGACCCAGUGGAUGAGUAGCUUUAUCCCUACACCACUGAACCAGGGAGAUCUGGAAACGUAUCCUAAUUUGAGAAAAGCCUACCAAUUCUGUAGCUUUAACGAAAUUACAGCCGUUCAAUGUAGAGUCAUUGGUACAAACACAAUGGCUGACUACUCCGGUCAAACCGUCACCUGUAGUAUGGAUAACGGUCUUAUAUGUUACAACAAGGACCAGGAGGCAAACACAUGCUAUGAUUAUGAGGUUAGGGUAUAUUGUGAGUGUACAGAGGCUACUACACCUGUUGUACCACCGAGUGGCGAAUCGACCACACCAAGUGAGGUGACGACCCCUGGUGGCACUCUACCACCGGGUGUCUCUACAACAGCUUGUGAAUAUUGGAGUGAAUGGAUGAACGCCUACACACCCGACGAUGAAGGUGACAAAGAACUUCUUCCAACUCUUAGAGGCUUUUAUGACUUCUGUGAAAGCAAAUACAUUUCUGAGGUGAGAUGUCGAGCUGCUGAGUCACAAGUACCUUCUGAGUUUACUGGCCAAGAUACACAGUGUGGAGUGGAAGUUCCUGGCUUCAGAUGCAGUAACGAUGGUACACCUGACGGAACUUGUCUGGAUUACGAAAUACAAGUGAAAUGUGAAUGUACGGUUCAAGGUACAACUCCAGGAGGGGAGGGUACCACACCAGGAGAGGUCACUGGAACACCUAAACCAAAAACCCCUGGUACUGAAGAAACACAGGGACCAACUGGAGCCACAACUCCUAAGCCAACUGGCCCAACUGGUCAACCACCAACAGGCACCCCAGGUACUGGUACACCAGGUAUUGGAUCAACUGAAACACCAAAAACACCAGAAACACCAGUCACCGGUACGCCAGGAUCACCAAUUACUGGAUCAACUGAAGGACCUGGAACAACAGAGACUGGUACACCAGGACCCAGCACACCGGGUACGGGUGGCACAGAAUCAACUGGAGCAACAACUCCACGACCAACUGGCCCAACAAGCAAACCUCCGACAGGAACGACCCCACGUGUGCCAGAGUGUGAGAGGACAGGCUGGACCGAGUGGAUCGACACAGACAGUCCUACUACUGGGGCAGGCGAUAUUGAGAGUGUAACUGAUAUCAUCAAUACUGUAGAUGGUAUGUGCCCACAAGAUAUGGUCUCUGCAAUUCAAUGUAGGGAUGCUAAUACCAAGGAUGGGGUAGGUCUGACUGAUGAUUCUGAAGUAAUCUGUACAAUCCAAGAUGGUCUCGUGUGCUUAAGCAGCAAACAGGCUGAUGGUCAGUGUGAGAACUACGAAGUGAGAUUCUUCUGCAAGUGUACAGAGGAAAUUUGUGACAAACCAAUCAUAUCUGAGGAUGGCAAUAUUGAGGAUAGUCAGCUGAGUUCAACAGGAUAUUGGGGCACUGAUCCAAGACACGGACCCCAGAGAUCAAGACUGGACACCGUCCUAGGCCCAGGGGGAUACGGUGGCUGGACUGCACGAGUCAAUGACCAGGAACAAUGGAUCAAGGUUGAUUUCGGAACACCAAUAGAGGUUGCAGGGUUGGUCACACAAGGUCGCUCAGAUAAGCCCGAGUGGGUGAAAAGCUACCGAGUCAUACUGAGUGAUGACAACUGUGAAAACUUCUUUUAUAUGACCACUGAAGAUGGCACAACCCCAAAGAUUUUUGAUGCAAACCUUGACCAGAACACCCAAGUAAAAAUCAUGUUCGAUAACAUCCCUACGACACGUUGCAUUGGAAUCAACCCCAUAGAUUGGCAUAGCGCUAUUAGUUUACGAUGGGAUGUACUGGGAUGUAGGCAGCCAAGUACACCUGGAACUCCUGGAACAACAGGCACUGAACCAACUGAAGGAACACCAGGAACAGGAACCCCGGGUACUGAAAAGCCACCAACUGG
Molecule: messenger RNA, 6821 nt
Organism: Owenia fusiformis
Lineage: Eukaryota; Metazoa; Annelida; Polychaeta; Sabellida; Oweniidae
Source: the annotation of a GenBank genome assembly